UUUCACCAGAGAUUUUACUUCAAGUCUUGAACCACAUACUUGAAGCUCUUGCCAGACUUGUACAUUUGGAAAUAAAAUUCUCUCCAGAUCACCAUAACAGGAGAAAGAAAUAAAGGAAAGAAAGAAGUUUAUCUAGGUAGGUGCUUAAUAAUGGAAAAUCUGGAACAUUAUGACGUUCACAGAGCUAACAUUAGAAAUAGUGUUAUUUUGGGCCUCACUGUCCCAGGACCUCGCAAACCGAGCACUCUCUUCUCACUCUACUCAACUUUUCUCAACACCUAUCAGAUAGUUGUAUUCUUCCUGAUGUCGUUAUCAGUGGUACUGCAGCAAACAAGUAUUCAUCGUAUUUUGGUGGAUGUUGACGCCGCUUACUGCACCAUGUUUGGCUUCGCUGUGUCCAUUUAUUAUUCGUUCUACACCAAACAACUGCAAGAAUUAAUCAAACGCUUCAACGAGAUCACAAACGACUGCCUCAAUGACCCCCUGGAUGACGGAAGAACGUUCAAGGAGAGGCUCAACACCGAAAACCGAGUCGUUUACAAAUGUGCUUCAAUAAUUCCAUUGACCACUGGCAUCUGUCCCAUGACAUACUAUGCAAUCGGUGUGGCGAGAAGUUUGAGAUUGUUUGGCAUGGAUGGCAAACGAGACGUGACUGUUGACACCAUCAUUCCCAAUCUCGACCAGUCUCCCAACUUCGAAAUCGCUCAGGUCACAUGUAUGAUCAGUAUCCAGCUCGGAAUCACCAGAAAGGCGGCAGUUGAAUGGUUCCUUAUAAGCUUGAUGGCGCUCUCAAGGACUUACAUCAAUCACAUUGAAAUGACUCUCAUGAAAGUAUUUUCGGAUGCUCAAGACAGGAACCUCAAGAGUGCUGAGAAACAUAUGGUUGGAGAGCUUGAAAAUGAUGAAAUUGAAAGGAAAGUUCACUUCAAUGUGGAAUCAAGGCUUGUCGAAGAAAGAAUCAAGCUUUGGGUGAAGAUUCAUCAGAAGGUUUUGAGGUUAAAUGAGGAUCUAAUAGUAGCCCUUUCUCCAUUAAUGGCAUUCUAUCUAGUUAAUAUAACUACUCUUUCUGCGCUCACUGUAUUUGCUGUUACCAUGGAUGAAGAGAUGAUUUUUGUGGAAAAAAUGUCGAUGGGAUAUUUUGGUGUUAGCUCUGUUAUAACCCUAUUGUUAUUGUGCUCUUUUGGAAAUCAGCUGUUUUUGAAGAGUGGAAAAUUGGCUAAUUUGGCUUUCUAUAAAUGCUUUGAAAGUGGAAGUGGAAUGUACAGCAAAAAUGUCUACAAUAGUCUAAAAGUUAUAUUUCAGAGAACUCAGUCUCCAAUAGUUUAUGCGCCCUACAAAAGUCCUAGUUUCACUUUUACAAACGAAAGCUCUGUUUCUUUUGCCUGGUCGAUGAUAUCCUUUUUCUUCGCCAUCAAGAAAUUGAAAGAAAUAGCAUCAGAAUCAAAAUAUUGAGAAAUUAACCAUUUCUUGGAUUAAAAAAAAUUCUUGUUGAAUCCAAUUAGUUUAUUUAGGUCAAGUAACGUAUUGAAUAGUAACACAAGCACAGAAAAAAGGAUAUUUCUUUGGUACGGUACCUUCAUGUAUAUAAUUUGAUUAUAAAUAUGUUUGUCUCAAUUCAAAGUUUCAUUUGAUUAAUUUAUAACUUUUGUAUUUGAAUAAG
Molecule: messenger RNA, 1660 nt
Organism: Nilaparvata lugens (brown planthopper)
Lineage: Eukaryota; Metazoa; Arthropoda; Insecta; Hemiptera; Delphacidae
Exons: 6
Coding region: 151-1452 (433 amino acids)
Biological process (GO): detection of chemical stimulus involved in sensory perception of smell; sensory perception of smell
Cellular component (GO): plasma membrane
Molecular function (GO): olfactory receptor activity; odorant binding
Source: RefSeq, a predicted model, not a curated record